Blepharisma stoltei is the source of this 1083-nucleotide messenger RNA. The record is from the annotation of a GenBank genome assembly. NCBI's taxonomy places the organism in Eukaryota, Ciliophora, Heterotrichea, Heterotrichida, Blepharismidae.
AUGGAAGCUCUUACUAUUGAGCCAUAUCAAGCUCCACAUGAUUUUCCAAGGAUGAUAAGCCCUUCUGAAACUUUAACAAGCAGGAUGUCAAGCUCAAAAUUUAAUAAAAUAAAUACAGCUACAAAUACUGUGCAUGAUAGGCUUUACAAAGAUUCAAUGAUAAGGCAGCAAGCAAAAAUGGCCCAAAAUAACAAAAAGUCUGCAUCACAAACUAAAAUAAAGCCAAGAAAAGGGAUCGAAGAUAUUUUGCUGCUUAAAGGAAAAGCUCUCGAAGCAAAAAAAGAAAGAAUUAAAGAAAAAUGGGAAUGGAUAAGGAAACAAAAUUUUAGAGAUGCGCCUGAAAUUAAUGAUUUAUCCAAAAAAUUAGCAUAUGUUGCUUAUGCGAAAAAAGGUUAUUGAGAAUCAUCAAGGUGCUCUUCUAGAAAUUCAUCAAAAGAAACCUCUAAAAUCAACAGUCAAAUAGAAAAAGAUCCUAGUGAUAUAAAAAAUUCAUCUAAAGGUCCUGGGCUUAGUAUCAAAAUUCCUGAUCAUCCAAAUUUCAUAAAUUCUAUAGAAAAUUCUACAGCAAGAUACACACAAAAAAACUUUGAAACUUCUAAUAAUGGCGGUUUAACUGAAAGGAAUAGACCUAAAAGUGCUAAAAACAGCCAAAUAGCUAAGAAGCAAUCUGCUUCUUUAUUUAAAAAAUCAUCUGAAGAAACUGAUAUUAAGCCAAAGUAUACACAAAAAAUCACCCAUGAGCAAUGUUUAAUCCCUCAAGAAUUAACUUUGAUGAACACAGAGAAUAAAGAAAAAAACACUUGCAAUAAAGCUGAAUCCUCAAACAAAGAUUAUACUGGACAGAUGGUUCAUAAAAACUCACUCUUAAAUAAGAAUAAAGCUUCAUUAGAUCAACCAAGAAAGCAAGAAUCUCAAAGGCUGAAGAUUAUUCCAUCUAAAAGUGAAAAAAGUCUAGAGAGAAAAGAAGCAGCUGUAAGAAUCGCUGUAGAUUCUUCUGUUCCAUUAGAAACCGCUCUGCUUUAUAAAGAAAUAAUAAAGCGUAGAUGUGAAGACGAUUGUGGUUUUAAAGGAUUUCAUAAGUAA